AUGAGAUCACGAUGCCCUUUCUGCAUAAGGAGCUACGCAAGUCCUGGUAGUUUCGAUCGACAUCUUUCAAGAGUCCACGCAGAGAAGGCAGUUGAAUGGUACAACAGUCAGCUUACACGCCGUGCUGAGGAUUCGGUGAGCCUUGUAGAAGGCCCGGGAGGACUAUACGGAAACGAAUUGUUGAAUGUUGGGACCUUUUCCUUGGGUCCCACGAGCGUAGACCAAAGCGAGUCUGAUAAUGAAUCAAACGAUGACACAGACUCGUUGACAGAACGAAACAGCAUGUUCAGACUAGUAACUACCGUGUAUGAGGGUGCAGGGGAGCAACUUUUCCCCUCCACAGGAUAUUCCGAGAGCUCAGAGAGCCUUCUGUCCAACCCGUGGCAACCGUUCAAAUCAGCAAAGGAGUUUGAAUUAUCACGUUGGUUCCUGCGAUCCCACGUAUCGCAGGGUCAAAUAGACGAUUUUUUUCUAGCGGCAGGCGCAGGGAAAGGCUCCUACCACAAUGGAAAAGGCUUUACACACCAUCUUGAUGAGAUUGUUUCUAGGGACGGUUGA
Molecule: messenger RNA, 558 nt
Organism: Morchella importuna
Lineage: Eukaryota; Fungi; Ascomycota; Pezizomycetes; Pezizales; Morchellaceae
Exons: 1
Coding region: 1-558 (185 amino acids)
Source: RefSeq, a predicted model, not a curated record